AUGGCUUCAUUUGAAAAUGUGGAAACACUUCGACGAAUUGCAUCAUACGAAAUGGCCCAUCACCGCUAUUCACCUUUUGCUUACCUUUUUACCAUUAAAGAACUGCAAGUGAUGGAGUACCUGUACGACUUGUCUUGGUACAGAGUCGCCUACGGCCAUACUGACCACAAAGCAGGGACCAUUGUCACCAGUGAUCUCUGCCGUAAACUUCAUGAGGUCAUCAAAUCACCGCCCAGUGAUGGCCACACAAAGGCGACGCUGUACUUUAGUCACGAUGGUCUUUUCAAGCGACUACUUGGCUACUUUGGGCUUUUCAAGUACUUUCCACCCUACCAGCUGCGACACAACCGCCUGUACAUUUCCAAAGAGCGUCAGUGGAGAGUUUCGUACCUCUUUCCUUUUGGAACCAAUCUCUGUGUGGUAUUGUUUCGUUGUGGUGGCAAGCACAAACUGCUGACGUUGUACAACGAAAUACCCGUCACUUUGGAGGGAAUGACCAGUGCGUUGACAGAUUUAGAAGACUUUUUAGUUCACUACAAUCACUAG
Molecule: messenger RNA, 546 nt
Organism: Rhagoletis zephyria (snowberry fruit fly)
Lineage: Eukaryota; Metazoa; Arthropoda; Insecta; Diptera; Tephritidae
Source: RefSeq, a predicted model, not a curated record